Molecule: messenger RNA, 2229 nt
Organism: Cynoglossus semilaevis (tongue sole)
Lineage: Eukaryota; Metazoa; Chordata; Actinopteri; Pleuronectiformes; Cynoglossidae
Gene: dnajc25
Product: DnaJ (Hsp40) homolog, subfamily C, member 25
Exons: 5
Coding region: 79-1170 (363 amino acids)
Biological process (GO): protein folding
Cellular component (GO): endoplasmic reticulum membrane
Source: RefSeq, a predicted model, not a curated record
UCCUGAUGACGUAUUUGUGCGACUGAAAGAGCAGCGGCUCCGGAGCCGAGCUGGCAGCAGCGUCGGAGGAGGAGAAACAUGGUAGCGUCCACGGAGCGGAGACCAGGCGGUGAAGUGUUUCCCUCUUCUCCCUUGACACCGGGCCCCUGGUGGCGGCUCACCGUUCUGCUUUUGUCCGUGUCGUCCCUACCGACGGCGACCGCGCUGGUGGAGGGCCUUUACUGCGGCACCGAGGUCUGUUACGACGUUCUCGGCGUCACCCGGGAGGCCUCCAAGGCGGAGAUAGCUAGAGCUUACCGGCAGUUGGCCCGCCGGUACCACCCGGACCGGUUCAGACUCGGAGAGCCAGAGCUGGAAGGAGAAAGCGCGGAGUCCGCUCAUACGAAAUUCCUGCUCAUCGCCACUGCCUAUGAGACGCUAAAGGAUGAAGACUCUCGGCGGGAUUAUGACUACAUGCUGGACCAUCCUGAGGAGUACUACCAACACUACUAUGCCUACUACAGACGUCGGCUCACCCCCAAGGUGGAUGUCCGGGUAGUCAUCCUCGUCACCAUCUGUGCCAUCUCCAUAUUUCAGUACUACAGCUGGACCAGCAGCUACAAUGAGGCUAUCAACUAUUUAGUGACAGUUCCCAAGUACCGAAUCCAGGCCACCGAAAUUGCUAAGCAGCAGGGCCUCCUGAAUCGCACCAAGGAGAAGGGAAAAAAUCGGCGCUCCAAAGAGGAGAUUCGAGAGCAGGAGGAGGAGGUGAUCCGGGACAUCAUCAAAAACAAGAUUGACAUCAAGGGCGGCUACCAAAAACCCAACCUGACUGACAUCCUGCUCUGCCAGAUCCUGCUAUUUCCUUACUACCUGACCAACUAUGUCACCUGGUACGUGACGUGGAUCUAUCGCUUCAACAUCUGCAGGGAGGACUACGGCGAUGAAGAGAAGCUUUAUAUCAUCAGGAGAUACAUGAAGAUGUCCCAGUCUCAGUUCGACAGCCUGGACGAAAACAUGCGACAGACCUUCCUGGAGAAACAGCUAUGGAUCAAAGAAAACUAUGAGACCUACAGAAAGGAGCAGGAGGAGGAGAUGAAGAUCAAGAUGGCCACUGACCCCAGGAUGAAGAGGUACCGUCGCUGGAUGAGGAAUGAGGGACCGGGUCGACUGACGUUCGUUGACGACUGAUGGCGUCAGGCCUUGUCUGUUAACAUACACGCCAGUGUCAACUUGCACUUGGACGGCCUGCGCUACAAUGCUGUGUGAAGAAGACACGGCCACUCAGAUCAGCUGAUGCCUGUUUAUGACCUGUGGUUUUUUUUGCAGGCCUGAUGAAGCAGAAGUGGAAUAAACUGUAAAGCUGAGAAAUCAGAUUUUUUUUUAAUAUAACUUUCCUUAAUUGAACUUUGAGUUUUCAUUUUGUCCCAUUGGUGGAAUUGGUUGCCUCACUUUCCUAUACAAAAUUCCAUAGUGAAAAUCUGGAUUUUUAUAACAGAACACAAUAUAGCCCUAAUAUUUCAAUAUACAAAUGCACAUGUAUGUGUUGUGACCUUUUUUUUAAUUCUUUGUUCAGGUUUACCUCAGUGACACAAUCCAACCACAAAGGCAGUAUUAGACCGUUAGAUCCCAUUUCACAGUGACCUAAAAUUGAUGGAAAUUUCAUAUGGACUUGGUGCAAGAGUGGGACUUCUGUUUUACAAAUCACAGAAUUGUUGUGAAGGAGACAAUUUCCACAAAGUGAUAAAUGUGAAGCCAGAUCACCGCAAGCCAAACAACAGUGCAUUUGCUUUUCAUGCUCGAUCUUUUCUGCUGUGAUGACGCUCUCAGUUGAUCACAGAGCUGGACAUUUCUACCUGACUUGACUGAAAGACUACAGAAAAGAACAGACCAGACUAAAUGAAUCCUAGUAAAACUGCUGAAGGUCCGGCUGCUGCUCCUGUGUGACAUCUGAUCGUAGUUAGAUUUCAUACAAACAGGUGCUGAGCAUUUAUUUCACUGCAUGUCAUGAAAUGGAUUCUAAGCCGACUGGUACAAUGAGGUCGAGCUCAUCUAAUAUGCAUCGUUUUCCUUAAGCAGUAAAGGCAUUGAUGGUUCAACUCAUCGUCUCACACUGUCUUAUAAUCCUGGUUCUGAUGUGUCACCUGACCUCAGGGACACAGCCUCAUGUCAUGACUGUCAGAUUAUCGGGAUUUGCAUUUGAUUUGAUUCUGAUAAAUAAAACCAGUCCAGGUGUAUUUUUCUAAGGAA